UUAAUAAUUAGAUAAUUGCAAUGUUUAAAUAACGCGACUUUGUCACAUAUUUUGAUAUUUCAUAAUGUUUAAGUAUUUGAAAGAAAAAGACUUACUUAUUUUAGUCAUUUGCUUUAUCGUGUAAAUAUUAUUUAGCGUCUGUAAUUUUAUUGAGUUAUUUAGUAGUUAAUUUGAAUCUGAUCAUAAAGCGCAAGUAGUUAUGGUACGUUUCAUUCCAUUUUCUAUGUUGAAAAACAGAGCGGUAUUAAGCUGUAUUUAACAGAGUUAUCUCCACUUUUAAGAAUAAAAAAACACUGCGUCAAAUGCAAAAUUAUUAAGAAUGUGCAUUUUAUUCACCAUGAAGACUAAAAGCUAUUAUAGCCAUAUACCAACAAACAAACCAAAACGAACUACAUCACGUUCACAAAUUGGUAGAGGACUGACUCUUUCCUGUUACCUUGCUCUACUGUCUACAUGCCAUACAAGAAUACAGCUGGUGCCAAGUCAACGACAGGGGCAACACCGUCCAAUUAUAAUACAAGGGCCAAAGCACAAGCCGCUGAGGACAUAUACUCCACAGAUCUAGAGGAGAUUCUGGUAAAAAUAACCGAACAACAACCAGGUGACGAUCAAACAGAGAUUGUCAACAUAACUGAACAGGAACCAGUAGCAAAUAACCAGAUAAAUUUGCAAGACACAGAACAAGCAGAAGAAGAAAUAGAAAUAGAACCAGAAGCUGAACAACAGAUAGUGCAUAUUAUUCCAAUAGUAGAGGGUAUAAGAUCAGUUUUUAAAGAACAAGUGAUGGCAGUGGGUGUACCUCAUCAUGAUCAAAACAAGCCAAAUUACAGUCAAAACUAUAGAGGAUCAAGGCAGCAGUCACUGACCAAAUGCAAGUUUUGUGGAGUUAUAAGUCUUGCCAGGAUUUUUAUAUGGUUGUGGAUAAUGAUAUGUGUGUCAGCUGACAAGGUGCACCAGAUACAGCGUAUCAAUUAUGGAGUAGUGUUUGAGAGACAACCAAAUUUACUUUCGGGUCGUGAAAAUUGGCUUCACACUUUCAAGAUUCCCCUUCCUAGCAAACAAACUGAUGGUCACUUUGAACAAUGUGAUAUUACACAUCAACAUUGUUACAUUUUAAACCAAGUCUUAUCACAACUUACUGCAAUUAGAACUCAAGUAUCAUCAAAUGUGAAUCACACAGUCGAGGUUAUUCAUAAACUUAUUCCACAUAUUGAUAUUGAAGACAAAUCCAAUACAGAAUCUAGACUAAAGCGUGGACUAUUUGACUUUAUUGGUUCAAUUUCCAAAUCUUUAUUUGGCACAGCAACUACUGAGGAUGUAAAUAGAUUAGCAAAACAUGUAAACAUUUUAAUCAGAAGAAAUAAUGAAUUUGCAAAAGAUAUUACACAUCACGAUAAAUUGUUAUCAUCAUAUAUGUCAAAAACAAAUAAGAGAUUUGAUAAUAUCAUAGUUGGUAUAAAAAACAAUUAUGAAGGUAUUCAAAAUAUCACUAAAGAAACUGCAAAAUUCAUCUCACAAUUUGAGAAACUAAGCAUCAAAUUGUCAAAAUUUUUACUCAAACAAAUGAAUGAAACAGCUGAAAUUAAUAAGUAUCUAGAAGAAUAG
Messenger RNA from Mytilus californianus (California mussel), 1605 nucleotides. RefSeq lists its product as uncharacterized. Bases 454 to 1605 code for a protein of 383 amino acids. The transcript is spliced from 4 exons. Lineage: Eukaryota; Metazoa; Mollusca; Bivalvia; Mytilida; Mytilidae. The record is from RefSeq and is a predicted model, not a curated record.